This is a messenger RNA of Closterium sp. Naga37s-1, 891 nucleotides long. The record is from the annotation of a GenBank genome assembly. Lineage: Eukaryota; Viridiplantae; Streptophyta; Zygnematophyceae; Desmidiales; Closteriaceae.
AUGUCGGCGUCUCAACAGCUGAGCGUGUGGAGGCUGCUAGCACCGCCUCACACCGUUGGAUUUGCCGUUCCUUCCGCUACUCUGGCUGCUCCUGCUGCUGCCCUGUCUGCGGGUCAUGUUGCGGCGGGCUGCUCGUUCUUCCCCUCUAAGCAGCUGCACCGACACCACUCUCACCAGCAGCGUUCCUUGCACUACCACCACCGCAAUCACCCUGCCCAGCAACAUGUGCUGCUACAUCAGCACCAGCAGCGGCGAUUCAUGUUCAUUCAAACCCUCACCACUCCCAACCCCGCCUCCCUCAUGUUCAACCCUGGCCGCCCCAUCCUCUCCUCCCCUUCUCUGUCUUCCUCCUCUUCAUCGGAGGAUCAGCCCUCUUCUCCAUCAUCCAUCGAGUUUUCUUCUGCCCGAGCUGCCCUAGCGUCUCCGCUUGCAAUUGCAUUGUUCCGCAUUGAUGGUGUAGCACGGGUGUUCCUGGGAGGUGACUUUGUCACGGUGACUAAAACGGAGGAGAGCUCCUGGGAUCUCCUCAAGCCAGAGAUUUUCGCUGCCCUGAUGGACUUUUUUGCUUCCGGGCAGCCGGUGCUGAACCCCCAGGCAGAGGCGGCAGCAGCUGGCGGGGAGCAACAACCGGCAGAGGACGAGAGUGAGACGGUGCUGAUGAUAAGGGAGCUUCUGGAGACGCGCAUUCGACCGGCAGUGCAGGAGGACGGAGGGGACAUUGACUUUGUUGACUUUGACGAGGCCACGGGAAUCGUCUAUCUGCGCAUGAAAGGCGCCUGCAGUGGCUGCCCGAGCUCCUCCGUGACUCUAAAGAGCGGCGUCGAGAACAUGCUCAGACACUACAUUCCAGAGGUUAAUUCGGUGCAGGAGGUCAUUGAAGAGGCAGAGUGA